AUGCGCGUUCUCGCCAAACGUGCCUCUCGUGCACUGAAAAAAAAGGGCACGUGCACGCCCCCUCUUCUCUCGUCGCGCGCGUCCUCCUCCUGUGCGCGCUCUGGGUCUCGCCUGGACGAACUGCGGCGGGGCGGUGGAACUCCAAAGGUUUUGCCUGAAUUUAGUCAAACGGGAGCCGCCUUUGGGGAAUCGGGCAGCGUUCGCGUUUGUUUCUUCCGGGGAAUUAUUUGUUUGACUUCAUAUUUAGCAGUUCAGCCAUGGAGACUUUGAGAGGGCUCCUUGUGCUGCUGUGCGUCCUCCUGGCCAGAGCGCAAACGCAGAUCCAAAGACCCAGGUCCGCGGAAUGUCCGGUUGACCUUUUCUUCGUAUUGGAUACAUCCGAGAGUGUGGCCCUCCGGCAGAAACCUCCCAACUUUUACAUUGACCAGAUCAAAGAAUUCACCAAACGCUUCAUAGAUGAACUGCAGGACAUGCGCCAUCGAUGCGAUCGCUACCUGACAUGGAACUCGGGGGCGCUGCACUACAGUGACGACGUCAUCCUGGUGCGCGAACUGAGUGACAUGAGCACCGAUCGGCAGGCCCUGAAGAAUGACAUUGACACCAUCAGAUACAUCGGCAAAGGGACCUACACGGACUGCGCCAUCAAGAGGGGACUUGCCGAGCUGCUCAUUGCAGGUUCUCACUACCACGAGAACAAGUACAUCGUGGUGGUGACUGACGGCCAUCCCAUUACUGGCUACAAGGAGCCAUGCGGAGGUGUGCAGGAGGCUGCGAAUGAAGCUAGGCUACAUGGCGUCAAGGUGUUCGCCGUCGCCAUCUCACCUGAUCAGGAGGAUACUCGACUCUCCAUCAUCGCCACUGACCAGAACUACAGGCAGAACUUCACAGCCGCAGAUGACUCCAGAGCCACCAAGAUGGGAACCAUCCGAACCAUCAUCGAUAUGAUCACAAAUGAGACCAAGGACGUGUGCUGCUCAUUUGACUGCAAUGCUCCAGGAGGCCCCAAAGGACCAGAUGGAGAUGCUGGCGGCAUGGGCGAAACGGGCAGACCCGGAAUGCCAGGAGAGAAAGGAGACAUUGGCGCCAUGGGAAGCGUUGGAGAUCCCGGUCCUGUUGGAUACAGCGGAAUGAAGGGAGACCGAGGUGGUCGAGGCGUGAAGGGAGAAAGGGGACACAAAGGCUACAAGGGUGACAAAGGUCUACGGGGAAAUGAUGGAAUCGAUGGACGCAAGGGUGAGGCUGGUUACCCCGGCCUUUCUGGCUGCAAAGGAUCUCCUGGAUCAGAUGGUCUACAGGGUGAGCCUGGGCCAAAGGGAGACCCUGGUCCUUUUGGGCCAAAAGGAGAAAAAGGAGAUAGUGGAAGAGAUGGCGAACCGGGAAGACCUGGAAACUAUGGGCCGUUAGGACCUCAGGGCGAUCCCGGACCUCGUGGAGCUAACGGGGACAAAGGCGAGCGCGGUGAUGAUGGUGCGCCGGGACCGGACGGACCUCGUGGCGAGAUCGGAGCAGUUGGAGAGAAGGGGGAGCAAGGUUCCCGUGGCAACCGAGGACCAAGAGGAGAGCCAGGGGAGCCAGGACCCCGUGGAGAGCAGGGACGAGAGGGCUCGGCUGGCCCCAACGGAGACCCCGGUGAGCCUGGCAGGGAUGGUUCCCCCGGAUACAGAGGUGAUGAAGGCCCCCCUGGACCAGAGGGACCCAAAGGACCAAGAGGAAUCAAAGGGUCUGCCGGAGACAGAGGCCCAAUGGGAGGCAGGGGUGUGGACGGCGUACCAGGAAAUGGUACUGCAGGUUGCCCAGGCUUCCAGGGUUAUCCUGGCCCUCGCGGAGAUGCUGGUGAACCUGGCAGCAAGGGAACCCCCGGACCCAAAGGAGACGACGGAGAAGCCGGUGACCCGGGCCCUGAUAACAAUCAGCCAGGACCUCCAGGACCAAAAGGGGCCAAAGGUCACAGGGGACCUGAAGGAAAUGCGGGACCUCCUGGGCCUCCCGGACCACCAGGAACUGAUGAAUGUGAAAUUCUGGAUAUCAUCAUGAAGCUCUGCUCCUGUUGCGAGUGUAAAUGCGCCGCUCUGGAUUUGGCGUUCAUUGUGGACAGCUCAGAGAGUAUUGGUUCCUCAAACUUUGCUCUCGCCAAGGACUUCAUCAUCACCGUUGUAGACAGAUUGAUUAAAGACCAGCAGGUCAAGUUUGCAGGUAAUGAGUCCAGGGUGAGCGUCGUGCAGUACAGUGGUGCAAAAGCCCAAGAAGUGGUCCAACUGGGCACCAACGUUGCUACCCUCACCGAGUUUAAACAGGCCGUGAAAGACCUCAAGUGGCUGGCUGAGGCCACUUACACCGGCGAGGCCCUGAAUUUCGCUCUGGAAAACACCAUUAAGCUCAUGAGGCAGGAGAACCGCGUGGUUCUGGUUCUCACCGACGGACGCUCUGACAUUCUCAGGGACAGGGUUCCUCUCAAUGUUCUCUGCGGCAAAAACAUCAGGGUGGGAGGUUUGGGCGUGAAGGACUACUCGGGCCGUCAGCCCAAUCAGGAGCAGCUUGGAGAUCUGGUGUGCAAGAGCGAUCCCAAGCCAGGAUUCUCCUUCGUGCUGGACAACUUUGCCGAGCUUCUCGAUGACUCCUUCUUGCAGAACCUCACAUCCAGAAUCUGCCAAGAUAAGAAGUGCCCGGACUACAAGUGCCCAAUCUCCUUCUCUCAAAGUCACGACCUCCUGCUGAUGAUGGACAGCUCGGCUAGCGUGGGCCAGAAGAACUUUGACACAAGUAAGACCUUCGUGCACCGUUUGGUCAAUCGCUUCCUGAGCGCCCAGAAGGAGAGGGGCGUGAACGUGAGAGUGGCCGUGGGCCAGUACAGCCGCGCCGCCCGCAUGGAGCAAGGCCUGACCACAAACGCGACCCUGCUGUCCCAUCACAUCCACGAGAUGGCCUUCCAAAACGACGGCACCAACGUCAUAGAGGCCAUGGACUUUGCCAUCAAGUCGCUCCCGAGCCGCGGCGACGGCAGCGGCUACAGGAAGAAGGUGAUCCUGUUCUCGGACGGAAGGUCUCAGGCCGUCACCGAGGCCGUGCUGCAGAAGCGCGUCCGCGAGCUGGCGGACGCCGGCUUGGAGCUCUUUGUCAUCGCGGUGGGCGGCCAAGUCAACGAGGUCAACCUGCGCACGCUGGUGAGCAGGGGACAGCGUGACGACAUCAAUUACGCUCAGCGCCAUCUCUUCCGCGUGGCAGACUACCCCUCGCUGCUCCGCGGAGUCUUCCACCAAACCGUCUCCCGAAGAGUGUCCAUGCCCUGAGUGCGGGCGGGGCCCAGAAUAGCAGGACUGACAACCCUUUCGAUUUUUAGUCCCAUUAUGAAAUAGUCAGUCUCAUUUACCAUACACUGUUUUGUUUUUUUUUGUAAAGAAUGUCACAAAGCAAAUGAUGAUUGUUUUUGAGAGGAAUUUCAAACGUAGACCACCAUGGGGGCUGCAUCAUGGGGUCGGAUCAUUAGACCAUAACAGCAAUGAUAACUUCAAGUCGGAUUUUCAGAUGUAGGGAAAUUGUUGCCUGUGAGGCAUUUUAACCCGAGUCAUUGAAGACGUUUGGCCUUGGUUUUGAUAAAAAUCGUUAAAAACUUGCAAAAAUGCCCC
Messenger RNA from Hippocampus zosterae (dwarf seahorse), 3623 nucleotides. It is a transcript of the gene col6a1, whose product is annotated as collagen, type VI, alpha 1. NCBI's taxonomy places the organism in Eukaryota, Metazoa, Chordata, Actinopteri, Syngnathiformes, Syngnathidae. The transcript is spliced from 35 exons. The record is from RefSeq and is a predicted model, not a curated record. The coding region runs from base 258 to 3287 and encodes 1009 amino acids.